This is a messenger RNA of Cannabis sativa, 890 nucleotides long. RefSeq lists its product as uncharacterized. The record is from RefSeq and is a predicted model, not a curated record. The transcript is spliced from 9 exons. Gene Ontology annotation, biological process: response to oxidative stress; mitochondrial respiratory chain complex I assembly. NCBI's taxonomy places the organism in Eukaryota, Viridiplantae, Streptophyta, Magnoliopsida, Rosales, Cannabaceae. Gene Ontology annotation, cellular component: membrane. Bases 92 to 655 code for a protein of 187 amino acids.
AGAAAAUGUUUUUUUUUUUUUUUUUGAUAGGAUGUUACAUGUUAGAAGAAAAUGUUUGGUGAAGCAAAGUUAGCAUCGGAAGGAAGACAAAAUGUCGAAGCUGUUUUCGAGGGUUGCUGGGUUCUUCAGCAACAGGACUAAGAUGGGUGUCGACAAAGCUGGGAACCGUUACUUUGCCAGAAAAGAGGAGAUUGAUGGUGUAUUGAAAGAAAAAAGAUGGGUGAUAUUUAAGGGUGAAGAUGAUCCAACUUCUAUUCCAGUACAUGCUUGCCUAUUGAUUAUUGUAGUUGAAUGGAUAUGUUGGCUGAACGGCCAGCGGAAGAAAGCUCCAACGUCAGAGGAAAGGGAAGAAAUGGAAGCAAGGCGUGAGCGCGUGCGUCUGAAUGUUGCUCUUAUGAAGAAAGAAGAAGAGGAAAGGAAACUAAAAGAAGGCAGUACACAGAAAGGUAAAGCAGCGGGUCCAGACCUGAGUAGUUUCAUUCGGCAGUUUCCAGGUUUUUCAGAAGGUGUCAAAGUUGAGGAACAAACUGAUGGGGAAGGAGUAAGGAAUGGCAACAAGAGUGAGAAAAAUACUUCAAGACCAAUCCCAGAGUCUUCGGAGCCAACAGGAUCGGGGCAAACAUACAAGCCAGGGACAUGGCAGCCACCAACAUGAACUUUGGAGUAGCUGCCUGCUGUUUUGGCACAAAUACAAACCCAAUUUUCUGCUUUUAUUUGACAUCCGAAAGAAAGUCAAGAGGUGAAUCCAUUUAAAACACAUUAUUAGAGUUUAAAAUUAAAGAGUUUAUUAAUAAAACAAUAUUAGAGUAUUGUUUGCGAAACGACAAAUAAAUAUUUAUAUUAAUUAAGUAAUUUUAAAUAAUAGAAUAACUUGAAAUUGAUGUGGAUUA